Molecule: messenger RNA, 1782 nt
Organism: Chilo suppressalis (striped riceborer)
Lineage: Eukaryota; Metazoa; Arthropoda; Insecta; Lepidoptera; Crambidae
Source: the annotation of a GenBank genome assembly
AUGUAUGUUAAGGGUCGGGAGUUUAUCAAAGAUUCAACUUCGCAGAGUACUGUGACCAAUUCGUCGAGCUGCAGGGCUGCUUUGCCGAGUACUCUUCUCAGCGUUUCCUUGACAACAAACAACGAAAAUAAGACACAAAUCGACACUGUAGUUGACAGAGUCAUGGACAACAUAUUGAACCAAAGUUCCGACGUAUUGACCCAAGGUAGGCAGACUUUCUGUCCAUUCAGGGAGCAAAGCGUGACAGCAGCCCAAGCCUAUGAAACAGCAUUUGACUUCCUAAACAUGAAUACAGGCAGAGAUUGCUUCAGUUUGAUUGACUGGCUUCAAAGCAUAAUGGAAUGUUUUGAAAAAGAAACUUUGACUGUCCCUGCGUUAUUAGAGGUCACCGUAGAAAGAAGUGAGUCUGAUCCUGACACAACCCAGAAAGUUACGUCGACAAAGAUUAUAAAGAAGAUGGGAAAUAAGACUAUAGCUGGGAGAGAAAAUGUCAGGAAAGAGAUGCAGAGACUUGUUUGUAGUUUCGCCUCAUAUAUCAAACAUAAGGAGAGGGGAAAGAAAGACCGUAGGGCGAUAGCUUCAGCAACAAUGCUCCUUAGACCAUUCUUACAUAUAAUAGAGUCGUUUCAUCUGGAACUAUCGAAAGGUUUAAUGGGUUCUACCAUAUCGAUUGGAGGGGAAGAGAAAAAGGCUAAAAUAACUUCAAAUAUGGAGGUAACUGCCUUAGACACAGAAUUGGCAAAUCAUGUUUCUCAAGGUACUGAGGAUGCCACAAAGUGGAAUGAGUGCCUGUCACCAGCAAUAUUCUACUUGAUGCACCACUAUAUGUUCGAACCGUCCUUACGAGUGGCUAACCUGGUCCCCUUGCACUCAAGAAUGGGAAUAUUAUUUCUUAGCAUUUGCAAAUACGGUCACUUGUUUCAAUCAUGGAAGCGAAUCCAGAUAGGUCCUGGCCCGAUUGUCAAAAAUAAGGACUCAUAUACUCGGAUAUUAUGGGUAGAUGAACAUGAGAAAUCUAUGAAUGAGAGGACUAAGUCUUGGUAUAUUAAGCUUAAGGACAAGAUAACUGAAGAUCGGAAAUAUUUCAUGUCCAGCCCUGGUAUGCUCAUGGGAAUGUUGAAUGCAGCUAGCACAACAAUAGGCCUAUUGCCUAUGAAUUUCUUAAUGCAAAGAAAUAGCAUGAAAGUUGUGUGUAUGCGAUCAAGUGAUGACUCUACCACAAAAUAUUUAUCAAAUAGUGCAGAAAACAACAAACUUUGUGUUAUUAGGAACAAACAAAAUUUGUCAUUGAUAGGGAUAAACCUUAGUCCAGAUAAAACCUUUUUCUUGCCAGAGGGAAUAGCAGAGUACACUUCUUGGUAUAUCGAUGGUAAAUUUGUGUCACAAUAUGGGACUGAAGUUCCGAGCAUUAGACCACAGGGGAAAAGUCCUUACGACGACCUAUAUGCUAUUGCUAAAGGUACCUCAACUUUGCUUCAGACCCUUGUAAUAAACCACCUUGGAGCAACUGCUAGAAUCAGGAUUGGAAUAUCUGCAUGCAAGAAAGUGUGGAGACUGAAAGAAACUGGGUCAAAUCUCAGAGAGGGAGUUUCCCCUAAAGUACAACUCAUAGAAGAUGGGGGCCAGAAUCUCUGGAAUUGUGUGAAUUGCCACUUGAAUGAAAUUGCGAUGAAAAGAAGACUUGUUACCACCGAUGAAGAAAAUGAAUACAUGUAUAUAAUCACAAAUCCUGACAAUCCGAAGAUUGCAGGUUCGUGUCCUGUCACGGUCGCCACUAUGUGA